AGCUCGAACAAAGAAACAACGUUCGAGAAUCGGGACUGAAUUUCAGAGCUAGGAGCUCGAAGAAUCUAGAAAGGGGAGAUAAAGAAUGGGGAAAUGGUGGAAGAUAGCAGCAGUGGUGGCAGUGGCGGCGAUAGGGAGGGAAUUGAGCAAGCGAUACGGAUUGGAGAAAGACGAUGCUAUCAAGUUCUUUGGAGAAUGGUCGGAUCGGCUCGGUGUUUGGGCGAUCCCUGUGUACGUUGCCAUCCACACUGUCACUCUUGCUCUCUGCCUUCCUUACGCCAUUUUCUUUGAGGCUGCUGCUUCUCUCCUCUUCGGAUUCUUCCCCGCCGUCCUCUGCGUCUUCUCCGCUAAAAUCCUUGGAGCCUCUCUCUCCUUCUGGAUCGGCAGGCUGGUCUUCAAGUGUUCAGGCUCAGCAAGGGAGUGGAUCAAAAGAAACAAAUACUUCCACAUACUUUCCACAGGGGUCGAAAGAGAUGGUUGGAAAUUUGUCCUCCUUGCACGCUUCUCACCCGUGCCCUCCUACGUCAUAAACUAUGCCCUAUCUGCAACAAACGUACUAUUUUUGUUGGAUUUCUUUCUUCCUACAGUAAUUGGCUGCGUGCCAAUGAUUUUACAGAAUACAUCCCUUGGCAGCCUUGCUGGUGCUGCAGUUGCUUCGGCGUCUGGCUCUCAGAAGUCUAGGCUCCAGUCUUACAUAUUUCCCCUGAUUGGAAUUGUAUCAAGCAUUCUUAUUUCUUUAAGAAUCAAACAAUAUUCUACUGGCAUCAUGGUAACUGAAUCCGUUCCUGGUGAUUCUAGUGACGUAAAGGACUCAUCUCAAACCCAUUCUGUCACAGAGGAAGAGAAGGGCCAUGAGAAAAAACAACGAGUUCAUUAACAUUCAGACUAACCUCGUUUUGUUAUAGGUAAAGUUUUCCAGAUCUGAUUCAUUGUACUUGCAGUUAGAUGCCUGAUAAUCUUUGCAUCAACGUGCUAAACGAACAAUUAAACAUUGAACUUUCUCCUCUAGUUUUCUUGUAGGAUUUGAAAUGGAUGUAUCUUGAUAUUCUGUGAACUUGCUGUUCUCGCAUGUUUUAUUAGCAGAUAAUUCAUUCUUAGAUACUCUAUUAAAGCUAA
Messenger RNA from Tripterygium wilfordii, 1116 nucleotides. RefSeq lists its product as uncharacterized. The coding region runs from base 86 to 877 and encodes 263 amino acids. Gene Ontology annotation, cellular component: membrane. The transcript has 2 exons. Lineage: Eukaryota; Viridiplantae; Streptophyta; Magnoliopsida; Celastrales; Celastraceae. The record is from RefSeq and is a predicted model, not a curated record.